CUAUCAUUGUGAUCUCUAGUGCUUUUUUGGCCCUUCGCUUAGAUAUCUGAGGAUAACAAUAACUCAGCUUUCUUUUAUUUAUUUGCUAGAAAUGUAUCCAAAAAAAUAAAAAAAUAAAAACCCAUCUCAAAUAUCUUUCCCUGUUGAUGACCUGUUUCAAUAUUAUAUACAUUCCUCUCAUCUUUGCACUUUUUUGGCUAAAUUUUUGUUUGUUUUCUCUCUAAAUCAUUAGCUAUCUGUUUUGUCUUCUCUUAUCACUAAUUGUAAGAAAAAAAUGUGCUACAAUAUUGGUCACCACUUUCAUGAUCACCCUUGUUUGCAUUGCCAUCCCCACAGCUAUAUUAGAAUGGUUCAACAUCUUAUUGAGAGAUGUUUACUGCUUCACAUGAAUCGUGACCAAUGCAUCAGAGCUCUAGCUCACCAUGCAAGCAUUCGACCCCUUGUCACACUUACUGUUUGGAGAGAGCUUCAGAAGGAGAAUAAGGACUUCUUCCAUGCAUAUUACCAUUCUAUUAAUUCUCCCAGACCCUUAACUAGUAGAUACAUCCAGAGGGCACCAAGAUUCACAAAAUUGAAAAAGUAGUACCAGUUUGAAGUGAUCAAGUAUAUAUAGCUAGUAGAUUUUGAACGCCACAUUUAAUAUUUAUGAGGCUAUAUAUACAUACAUAUAUAUAUAUAUAGAGAGAGAGAGAGAGAGAGAUAACUAUCUAGCUACUACAAGUGAAGAUGAAGUUGGCCUUUGUAUUUGAGAUUAGAUACGUAGUAGGUACAUUAUGAAGACCCUAUAUAGUUUGGCAAAUUGUAUAAUUUAAGAAAUAAUAACUGGUUAAUUAUAUAUAUUUAUAUAUAUAAUA
Molecule: messenger RNA, 854 nt
Organism: Humulus lupulus (European hop)
Lineage: Eukaryota; Viridiplantae; Streptophyta; Magnoliopsida; Rosales; Cannabaceae
Exons: 4
Coding region: 275-583 (102 amino acids)
Source: RefSeq, a predicted model, not a curated record